GUUCUCGGCUUGCUCGUCUCCGGCAAUGACCAGGCCAACGAGGACCGGAGCGAGCAUGACCAAGUUUUGUCGCGCUUUGCAGAGCUUGGUUACGUGACAGUGUUCAAGAAAGUGUGCAGCAGCGGAUGCGGCAUUCCGAUGACUCGACGGAGAGCUCAUUAUCAGCUGUUGGAUAGCAAGGCAGUCACGAAUGCACCAGCCCAGAUGCUGAGGUUGGCUUCUGUGUGGGAUGAGGUCAUGAAAGGCCAGUACAAGCACAGGAGCCUGGAUGAGUUCCUGGUUCCCCCAACGAGUACCUACUUCAAGAAGUGUCAGGCCCAGCUGAAGCAGCAGGACCCAGACCCCGCCGUCCCCGAAGCAGCUCGCUGGAAGUUGAUGCAUGCCAAGAUCUUCCAAGAGCAUGAG
Molecule: messenger RNA, 405 nt
Organism: Symbiodinium sp. CCMP2592
Lineage: Eukaryota; Dinophyceae; Suessiales; Symbiodiniaceae
Source: the annotation of a GenBank genome assembly